AUAGUGUGUUGAGUUCACAAAUUUGUAAAAAUACAACUAGCUAUAAAUAUACACUACAUAGAGUUGGGAGUCUCGCACAGCUUACAGAAAUUAAAAAAAUAAAAAUAAAUCUCUCCUCUUGGUAUCAAGUGCUCGUAGUCAAUAUUCAUUCUCUCCAAUGGAGUUGGGAAGUAUUGUGCAGUUCCUUGAGAACAGGACCAUUUUGGUCACUGGUGCCACUGGCUUUCUGGCGAAGAUUUUCGUGGAGAAGAUUCUCAGGGCUCAGCCAAAUGUGAAGAAACUUUAUCUUCUCUUGCGAGCCCCGGACUCUAAGGCAGCUUUACAACGUCUCAACACUGAGAUCUUAGCAAAGGAGCUGUUCAGGGUUUUAAAAGAGCGACUGGGCUCUGAUUUAUACACGCAUCUGUCGAAAAGAGUGACCCCCGUUGCUGGUGACAUAACUCACGAGAACUUGGGAGUCAAGGACUCCGCGAUGCUCCAAGAGAUGUGUCGAGAAGUUGAUAUUGUUGUCAACAUAGCUGCCACAACUAACUUCGACGAAAGGUAUGACAUUUCGCUAGCUCUCAACACAUUUGGUGCAGAACAUGUGUACAACUUCGCUAUGAAGUGCAGCAAGAUAAAGUUGCUUUUGCAUGUGUCCACAGCGUAUGUUUGCGGUGAAAAAACUGGACUGAUAGUGGAGGAUCCGUAUAAAAUGGGGGAGACGCUCAACGGAGAACGAGGGCUCGACGUAAACCACGAGAAGCAAGUAAUAGAGGAAGCACUCUUUCAGCUGAAUCAACAAAACGCUACCAAUGAAGCCAUCACUGCAGCCAUGAAGGAGCUGGGGAUCCAAAGGGCAAGGCAUUAUGGAUGGCCAAACACGUACGUCUUUACAAAAGCCAUGGGAGAGAUGUUACUCGGGGAGAUGAAUCUCAACAAGCAGCUUCCCCUUGUUAUUGUUCGUCCCACCAUUAUCACCAGCACCUACGAAGAACCCUUUCCUGGUUGGGUUGAAGGCAUCAGAACCGUUGACAGCCUAGCGGUUGGCUAUGGUAAAGGAAAGCUAACAUGCUUCCUCGGUGAUCCAGAUUCGAAUAUUGACCUGAUUCCAGCGGAUAUGGUGGUGAAUACAAUGAUUGUGGCCAUGGCAGCUCACUCAAAUGAGCCGGAAUGCGAAGUCAUAUAUCAUGUCGGAUCCUCAUUUUCGAACCCGGUAAAGUACAAUGACGUCAAAAAUUUUGGUCGAUUUUAUUUCACCCGAACUCCAUGGAUCAACAAGGAUGGCAAGGCUGUUAAAGUGGGCGAUGUUACUGUCCUCAGCUCCAUGCCCAGCUUCCGCAGAUACAUGGCCAUCCGUUACCUGCUCCCGCUCAAGGGACUGCAAUUAGUGAAUAUAGGGCUUUGCCAGCUGCUGCAAGAAAAGUACGUUGAUCUAAGCCGAAAAGUCAAGUAUGUCUUGAGGAUGGUUGAGUUGUAUGAACCCUACUUGUUCUUCAAGGGAGUAUUUGAUGACAUGAACACUGAGAAACUGAGGAAGGCAGCUGAAGAAAGUAGUGAUGCUGAGACGGAUGUUUUCUAUUUUGAUCCCAAAUGUAUUGACUGGGAAGACUACUUUGUCAAUACACAUCUAGCUGGACUUGUAAAAUAUGUACUCAAGUAGUACUCAUCCAAUCCAGAAAAUUUGUGAUGUAUUAUUUAAUUACCACACAUAAAUGAAUUGUUUUUUUUAUA
Daucus carota subsp. sativus is the source of this 1713-nucleotide messenger RNA. RefSeq names its product fatty acyl-CoA reductase 3. Bases 158 to 1642 code for a protein of 494 amino acids. Gene Ontology annotation, cellular component: intracellular membrane-bounded organelle. Gene Ontology annotation, molecular function: alcohol-forming very long-chain fatty acyl-CoA reductase (NADP+) activity. Lineage: Eukaryota; Viridiplantae; Streptophyta; Magnoliopsida; Apiales; Apiaceae. Gene Ontology annotation, biological process: long-chain fatty-acyl-CoA metabolic process; suberin biosynthetic process. The transcript is spliced from 10 exons. The record is from RefSeq and is a predicted model, not a curated record.